AUGGAGCAUUGCUCACCCUGUUCCAUGCUCUGCCCGCUGGCCAUCCUGCUUCUCCUGCAGCUGCCCACUGUGGGGUCCGUAGAGGAGUUCCUGGUGAUUGGACCGUCAGAACCUAUUAUUGCUGUGGUGGGAGGUGACAUCACACUGCCCUGUCGUGUGUCCCCGGCCAUGAAUGUUGAAAACAUGGAGCUGAGGUGGUUCCGCUCCAAGUUCUCCGAAGCUGUGUUCAUCUACCAAAACCAUUGGGAGGAGACAGAGGAGCAGCUGGCCCAGUACAGGGGACGGACCUCCCUGGAGACGGACCUCCUUUCCCAGGGGGAGGCUGCUGUGCGCAUCCACAAGGUCCAGGCUGCAGACAAUGGACAGUACACCUGCUUCUUCAGAAAGGGAAACUUCUAUGAGGAGGCUGGUUUGGAGCUGAAAGUGGCAGGUGUGGGCUCUUCCCCUCAAGUGCACAUCACAGGGCCUGAAGAGGACGGAGUCCGAGUGGUGUGCAGGGCGGCGGGCUGGUUUCCCAAGCCCCAGGUGCAGUGGAGAGACUCCAGCGGGGGGAAGUUUCUGGCCUUCUCAGAGACCCAGGCCCAGGAUGGUGAGGGGCUAUUCAGCGUGGAGGCAGCGCUGGUGGUGAGAGACAGCGCCGUGGGGAAUGUGACCUGCUCCAUCCUCAACCCCAUCCUGGACAGGGAGAAUGCCAUGGCCAUAUUCAUCCCAGAGCCCUUCUUCCCCAAGGCCUCUCCGUGGAAGCUGGCCUAUGUGGUGUGUGUGACCUUGCUGACGUUCCUGGUCCUUGGUGCUGCCUAUUACACCUGGAGAGAACGUUCCAUAAAGGCGCAGGAGAGGCAGCAACGAGAGAAGCUGCGCCAGGAUCGGGAGAAGGAUGAACAGGCUAAGCAGGCUGCACUGAAGGCCAUAGAUGAAUUGCAGGCAGAUUUAGAAAAGAGGAAAGCUGAGUACUUGUCUGCCUGGAGGAAGGCCCAGCUUUAUGCAGAUUGGCGCAAGUCCAAGUUCCAGACCUGGCCUGUCACUCUGGAUCCAGGAUCUGCCCAUCCCAACAUUGUUGUCUCUCACAAGAAUACAAGUUUGACCUUGAAGGAUGCUGCCACUGCUUCAGUAUCAGAAGGCAGAUUUAGCAUCUUAGGCUGUGAAGGCAUCACAUCAGGGCGCUGUUGCUGGGAGGUGGAAAUCAGAAAUGGAAACAACAGCACUUGGUGCCUGGGGGUCUGUAGAGAAGACGCAAAAAGGACAGGCUGGUACAAAGAGUCUCCACAAAAGGGGUUCUGGGUUGUGGGAAAUGCUGAAGAUGGAUUUCAUGCUUUUAAUACUUCUAACACUCUUCUGUUCCUUUAUCAGGUUCCCCACAGGCUGGGUGUAUUCCUAGACCCUGAGGGAGGGGAUGUCUCCUUCUAUAAUAUGACUGAUGGCUCCCACAUUUUCUCCUUCUCUCAGACUUCCUUCUCUGGGACCCUCUUUCCAUACUUUAUGAUUUGUAAUGGAGAUGUGUCCCUGUCCAUCUGCUCCAUGGUGCAUGGGCCUGAGCUCCCUGUACCUCUUAACAGUUUUCCAUCUUUUGAGAAGGAGCCUGUGAGCUCAGACUUUGGUGUGAAUGGUGCUCCCUCAGGACCUGCAUCUCCACUAUUGCCCUGAAACCCUGAAGUUAUGUCCACAGCAGUGUCUCUCCUAUUUUUGGUGAUUCUUUCUGGGACUGCAGACGCUAUGUCAGAGACCUCUGAGUGA
Sorex fumeus (smoky shrew) is the source of this 1734-nucleotide messenger RNA. Its product is annotated as butyrophilin-like protein 1. NCBI's taxonomy places the organism in Eukaryota, Metazoa, Chordata, Mammalia, Eulipotyphla, Soricidae. Gene Ontology annotation, biological process: regulation of cytokine production; T cell receptor signaling pathway. Gene Ontology annotation, cellular component: external side of plasma membrane. Gene Ontology annotation, molecular function: signaling receptor binding. The record is from RefSeq and is a predicted model, not a curated record.